UUCCGCUCCCAGCAUGCAGUGCGCCAGUUCACCGGAAGUGCGGCAACCGGCGGAAGUUUUUUUCCCCCGUGGGCUCCGAGGUCUAGGUAAAAAUGGCAAAAAGCUUGAGGAGCAAGUGGAAAAGGAAGAUGCGGGCAGAAAAGAGAAAGAAGAAUGCACCGAAGGAACUUAGUCGGCUAAAAAGCAUCCUGAAAAUAGAUGGGGAUGUUCUAAUGGAAGAGGUAAAAGAGAUCGCCACCGUGGUGGCACCUGGAAAAAUCCAAGAGAAAACAGACAAUGUGGACAAAGACCAAGAGGGUGAAUCAAAAAUGGAAGUGGAUAAUAAAAGAAACAAGAAGAGUCUUUUAGAUGAACAUGGACAAUACCCAGUUUGGAUGCAUCCAAGGCAAAGGAAGAAAUUAAAGGCAAAACGGGGAAAAGGGAAAAACAAAGUGAAGGCAGCAAAAGCAGCAAAGGGUUUGGCCUGGUAGUUUUAAAAGCCUUGAAAAAUAUCCCAUGGACUUGUUUUAUUCAGAAUAUGUACUUUGAAUGAAAAGAAUUUGUUUCCAUAUUUUGCCUUCAACUGAAACACAGAAUAUCUGUCUUCUGUACUUCAUUUGGUUUUUCGUUGUUGCAGUGUGUUUUUUUAGUUUGGUCAGAAACUUGUCUGACGGGGUCAGUGUCAGUGAUUUAGCUGAUACAGCAAUUUCCAGCAAAUGAACUGUGUAAUCAUGACAUAUUUGUGAACUUUUGGUAAAUAUAUCCAAUAAAUAAAACAACAUAGGCCAUUA
This is a messenger RNA of Gracilinanus agilis (Agile Gracile Mouse Opossum), 770 nucleotides long. It is a transcript of the gene LLPH, whose product is annotated as LLP homolog, long-term synaptic facilitation factor. Gene Ontology annotation, cellular component: nucleolus. NCBI's taxonomy places the organism in Eukaryota, Metazoa, Chordata, Mammalia, Didelphimorphia, Didelphidae. The transcript is spliced from 3 exons. The record is from RefSeq and is a predicted model, not a curated record. Gene Ontology annotation, biological process: dendrite extension. The coding region runs from base 93 to 470 and encodes 125 amino acids. Gene Ontology annotation, molecular function: RNA binding.